UGCGGUGUGUGUGGUCGUCGCGAUCAGCUGAUCGGAUCUGAUCGUGAUGCAUCUGGCGGAUUUUAUCGCCGGUUCUGUCGGAGGUAAUGAUUGGGAUCGGCGGGUUAUUUUUGCCGUCUGAUCUCCCGAAGCCUCCUUCCGAUCUCACUGUCUGAUCAAGGAGCUUUUGGUGUGGCAGUCGGCUAUCCGUUAGACACAGUGAAGGUGAGAAUCCAGACACAGAGACAUUAUUCCAGUGUAUGGGAUUGUGUGAGAAGACUCUUCAGAAAUGAAGGAAUGUCGGGUUUCUACAGGGGGAUGUCGAUGCCUGUCACUACAGUGUCCAUCAGCUCUUCUCUGGUGUUCGGCACUUACAGGAACGUCCUGCAUCAUUUACAUGCGCUGCGCGACAGACGCGCCGGUGACGCGCAUCACAAGGCGGAUAUAUUUCUGUCCGGGUUCGCCGGUGGAGUCGCUCAGGUGUCGGUGAUGUCCCCUGCGGACAUUGUGAAAGUUCGUCUUCAGUGUCAGACCGAAGUACUUCAGAACUUGACACCGGACUCAAAGCUGAAAUAUCGCGGUCCGCUUCACUGCUUGUUAAGUAUCGCGCGUCACGAGGGUGUUCGUGGACUCUACAGAGGUUCCGGGGCUUUAGCUCUGAGAGACGGACCUUCGUUCGCCACUUACUUUCUCACCUACAACUCCAUCUGUGACCUGCUGUCUGCACACGACAAACAAACAGAAUGGACUGUGAUUCUGUUUGCUGGUGGAGUGUCAGGUAUGUGCGGGUGGGCCGUGGGAACACCGAUGGACGUGAUUAAAGCCCGUCUGCAGGUGGACGGUAUGAACAGACAGCGGUACAGAGGAUUCAUUCACUGUAUAACAGACAGCGUGAAGACAGAAGGUCCAGCGGUUCUGUUUAAAGGUCUGUCGGUCAACUGCAUACGGGCUUUCCCGGUCAACAUGACCGUGUUUGCAACAUACGAACUGGUGGUCCGAGUUGUGCGGGGAGCGUCGUAGAUUGAAAAUCAUUAUCAGGAAAUAAAAAGUUAUUUAUCGUUAAAGACAGAUAUUGCACAACGCAAAACAUUCUUUUACAAAAAACCCGGUGGCCUUAAGAGCAGAAAGUCUAUUGGAAACACGUUUCUAUAUCUAAAAAUAGUAAAUAGUACAAAUACAUUUAUCAUUUGUAUGAUAUAUUUUAUGGGAGAAGAAUGAGUGUUGCUGUGUACCUCCAGAUGAGUUUAUCACAAACAGAGAGUUCUCGUGUCUAGACGUGUAUAUAUAUUAUAUUUUGGAAGUAUUUCUGUUUGUUUGAUUCACUGCUGUGAUGUCACAUUAUGAAAAAGACGCUCUCAUCUUUCAGUGUGAAACAAAUGUAAUAACUAUAUCGUGUGUUGAAAUGACUCAAGACUGUUAAGUAAAACUUGUUUAUAUCAUAUCCGAGGUGAACACUCAUUAUGUGGCAGAUGUUUAUUUAUUUGUAUGUCAUUUCAUUCAAUCGCCGCAGAUUCAUGCAUCUUUGAAUCAGACUGAAUCUGUCUUUGUAUCUGUACAUUUGAGUUUUGAAAUAAACCAGCGGUUCAGUAAUAAUGACAAUAAACAUGUUCUUUAUAA
Triplophysa dalaica is the source of this 1596-nucleotide messenger RNA. It is a transcript of the gene slc25a47b, whose product is annotated as solute carrier family 25 member 47b. Lineage: Eukaryota; Metazoa; Chordata; Actinopteri; Cypriniformes; Nemacheilidae. The transcript is spliced from 6 exons. Bases 277 to 999 code for a protein of 240 amino acids. The record is from RefSeq and is a predicted model, not a curated record. Gene Ontology annotation, molecular function: transmembrane transporter activity. Gene Ontology annotation, cellular component: mitochondrion. Gene Ontology annotation, biological process: transmembrane transport.